UCGGGUAAAGGGGAUGAACUCGGCGCAUGCGCUGAUGAGGGGGAACCCUGACUGCUGUAGCUAGCAUCUCGGUGCGAGGGGGAGUAUUGGAAACUAUACUGCGCCGGAAAAGAAAAUCCAUCAGUGACUUAUUCUAUCCCUAGCUAAUCCUCCUGCUAGCCACCGUCGCCUGGCACCCGAGACAACCUGUAAUACCCUGUAGUAGCCAGCCGCCCGGAGUGAGCAAGCAGCGUGCCAGUCAGUGCACGAUAACAUAAUUAGUUGCGUGAGCUUUUCGCAUAUUAUUCAUAUCCUCUCUUUACAGCCAUACGCUGUUAUCUCGUUACGAGUUGGGGAAGAUGAGGCUGCCGACCAGCAGACAGCAGUGUGCCAUGAUGGAAGGAGACGGCGGCCAGAAGAUGGAACACGCUCCCCCUCUGAGGAACCCCUUCGUGCAUCUCCUGAGGUUCACCCCCCUGGAGAAGGCGAAGAUAGCAUUGAUGACGGUGACGAUAUUCCCAAUCAGACUCAUCAUCGUGGCGUUCAUGAUGCUUCUGGCCUGGCCCUUCGCCUUCCUGGCUUCGAUGGGACGCUCCGAGGCAGUCGUCGAACCCCAGUGCCUAUGGCGGAGAGUGGUGGACCUGCUGCUGAAGGUCAUCAUGCGGCUCAUGUGGUUCGCGGGGGGCUUCCACUGGGUCAAGGUGAAAGGUCGCAAAGCGUUGCCCGCGGAGGCGCCCAUCCUGACCCUGGCGCCCCACUCGUCCUACUUCGACGCCAUCCCCGUCACCAUGACGAUGGCCUCGAUUGUCAUGAAGGCGGAGAGCAAGGACAUUCCGCUAUGGGGCACCCUGAUCAAGUUCAUCAGGCCCGUGUUCGUGUCGCGGUCGGACCCAGACUCCCGGAGGAAGACCGUGGAGGAGAUCAAACGCAGAGCCUGUUCCGGAGGGGAGUGGCCCCAGAUAAUGAUCUUUCCAGAGGGAACCUGCACCAAUAGAUCCUGCCUCAUUACAUUCAAACCAGGGGCGUUCAUCCCAGCUGUUCCUGUGCAGCCUGUUGUGAUUCGCUACCCCAACAGAAUGGACACCAUCACGUGGACGUGGCAGGGGCCAGGGGCGUUUGAAAUCUUGUGGCUGACUCUGUGCCAGCUCCAUAAUGAGUUUGAAAUCGAGUACCUUCCGAUCUACACCCCCUCAGAGGAGGAGAAGGGGAACCCAGCUCUGUUUGCCAACAACGUCCGUCGCAUCAUGGCCAAGGCCCUGAGAGUGCCCACCACAGACUAUUCAUUUGAUGAUUGCCAGCUGGCCAUGGCGGAGGGCCAGCUCCGCCUGCCAGUCGACACCUGCCUGCUGGAGUUUGCCAAGCUCGUCCGCAGACUGGGGCUGAAGACCAAGAGCACGGAGCAGGUGCUGCAGGACUACGGCCGCCGGGCCCGUAAGCUGGAGGGGCAGAAGCUCAGCCUGGAGGACUUUGCCCUCUACUUGGACAUGCCCGUCUCUGACAUGCUGCGGGAGACGUUCGCCUUGUUCAGCGAGCAUGAAGACAACACCAUGGAUAUCAGAGAAUAUGUGAUCGCCUUGUCAGUCGCUUGCAGACCAGCCAAAACUCUGGAAACAUUGAAAUUGGCCUUUAUGAUGUUUGAGGCGGAGCAGGACGGCGCCAUCACGGAGGCGGAGCUUGCGGUCAUCCUGAAGACGGCUCUGGGCGUGGCCGAGCUCAGUGUGUCCCGCCUCUUCGUAGCCCUGGAUCCGACGGACAUGGGAAAGAUCACAUUCGACACAUUCCGGCGCUUCAUGGACCAGCAGCCGGACUUUGCGGAGGACUACCUGUAUGCGGACAACGAGGUCCUCCACAGCUGCCCCCACUACAGCCACCAUCUGGCGGUCAAGACCAGCCUCUUCUCCACCGCCAGCCGACUGGCCACCGCCCCCCUCAAGAUGGCCAACGGUAUCUGCCCCAAGUUCAGCCCCAAGGACCACAGCAGCGACUACACAGCGGGACUCCUCAAGAAACACAAUUAGGUUUUUAUAUAUAUAGAUAUUGGAGAGCUUUGUUUUUUGUCUUUUUUAUGUUUUAUUUUUAUAAAUGUGUAAGGGAAAGCGAAACCAGUAAGCCUCUCCUGGAGAGAGCAGGAUGAAUGUUUGGGGGUUUGGUGUGAGAAGCUAGUUUGGUUAGGUAGUCGAAAUCUAUAUUUGCAUAGUCAGCCAGAAACUCCAAAAGCAGAUAGUUUACCCGAUUUUAUUGUUCGAAACGUGGCCAUAACUCCUUUAUGGACAAGGUUACAGGUUUAAGAGUUUAUUUGAUAUCUUUGGCUUGUGUUUCUUUGGUUCUUUGGAGAAGGAACGGGGAGACACCAAACGAUUGGUGGUUUGUGACGCAUUGCGUGAAUACUUGAAGGGCGAGUGUACGGUGUACCUCUGUCUGUCAACAUGGUACCAAACCGCACGUGUUAUAUGUGAAGAGGGACACUAAAAGUAGAGAAAAAUAACACAAAAUCUUUAAAUAAAAAAGCCCUAGUUUGUAAAGUGUCUUUAGUGAAAUCAGUGUUCUCCAAUGUUCUUUUUUAUUUUAUGUUUUGUUCUAUAAGAGGGCGCAGGCGAUAACUGAACUGCAUGGUCUCAGGUGACUCUGAGCGGCGCCUGUCUGCUGGAAAGGCAUUUUUGGUUUAAUUUUUUUAUAUGUAUUGUUUUCGGAGGGUGGGGCACCAGUGACAAACGUUCGGCGAGGCCAAUCAGCUUCUCCCGGCCAAACUUGAGGUGCCAAAGCGUAAGGUAGAGGGUUCAGGACCGACCUGUAAUAUUCAACGUUUUUUUUUUUGCUCAGGGUCCAGUGAUGAAAAACAAAGCCUUGCUCGAAUGAUGUCAUCAUUGCCGGACAUUCACUUCUUCUCAUUUGCAUGCCCCCCCCCACUGCCUCUGCAACCCGUUCAUUAGCGGUUGUCUUUUUCAAAUUGUUUCAGAAUGAGGACCAAAAAGUGGAUGAUUAUGCAUCAAAUUAAUACUGCCCUAAAUUAUUCCCACCUUGUUCUUUUAUUCGUUCAUCGUCAGGGCUUUGUGAGUUUACUUGUUUCGCGUUACGCAGACUUUUGCACGCCCUGCUCAUAAUAUUCAGCCAUUAAUCCUCCACUGCUGUCGACUGCAAUUCCUCAAAACAUAUGUAAAUGUCUUUACAGCCAAAACAAUUAUAAGCAGGUCUUUUAAAUGUUUUGCCUUGGCAAAUGUUUUUCUCUUAAAUUCGUGGCCGCAAAAGUAUUUCAAAAUAGAACCAGGAGCCACUUAACCAAUGGUCUAUAGAUUUCUGCUAAGGUCAAUUAUAUCUCCUAAUUUAAUUGAAUCAAAACAUCUCUCCCUCAAUAUGUGAAUUAACUUUGUUCUGCUUUUCAAUAUGCUGAUUUGCAGCAUAUGAUGUAAUUGAAAAUGUUAUUUUGAGCCGUAAACCUGUUCUUGUUUCCAAACCUGACCAUUGCAUUUUAUAUCUAAUACGUCUGAAGCCACUCAGACAAAUCAUCAUUUUAUUUGUACCGGUAAUCUGAAUCAUUAUCUGAAUUACCAUAAAACAGAUUUGCAUUUUUUGUUUGGAAAAUUACAUAAUGCAAAAUAAUUCCCAUUAAUGACAUCAGCAUCCCAAAACCAUACAAUGUGACAUUGCUGUUUUACUUAUUUUAAUGUUUGAUGUUCAUCAAAGCCAGUGUAGUUUCAAUACAGUGUCUUCUUAAGAGACCAAUGUGCAUGUUGCAAUCAUAUGCUGACAAUGAAGGUCGAAUUAAUUCCUGUUUUUUUAAUAGUAUAUGCCCUUGAGUUACAAACCAAAAAAAAGUCUAAAAACACUUAAAUGCACAUUGAGUGACAUUUCAGAGCAUAAGUAAAGGGAAGUGGGUGCCAUUCCAUGUAAUUAAACCCCCAUCUACACUAGAAUAAGAUGACACUUAUGCUUUUCCAUAGAGAUCUAUGCAUUCAUUGCUUGAUUCACUCAUCUAUGAAUGCCUUCCCGGACAUGUGACGGUCACGCUCGUGGCAUUUUCUAACGGUCGACGUUGCGUUGAACCAUGCUUGCACGCCAACAUGACUUUCAGCCAGGCAAUAUCUUUUCAUCUCUUUAAGCCUUUUUCAGUGUGUAUCGUUCGUUUUCUCUGUUCACCGUUGCGAUACGUAUUUUGACUAUUCCGAAUGCAGGGCAUUUUGUGAAUCAUGAUGUACGUACGUGAAGUACUUUUUAUUUUAUUUUAUUUUUCAGAAAAAAAUAAUAGAUCUUUUUGCAGAGUGGAUCAACUUUCUUCAGUUGUUCCUUGUAUAAUGCUAUCGUUUCCGUGAUGUAUUCCCUGCUGACAUAGUGUGUGGGGGUCUAUUCUACUUCUAUUACUACCGCUGAGUCGACUGCUAUAGAGAUGUAUGAAAAUGCAGAUUUCAUACCGAAACUAAUAGCCUUGAAUCUAUGUACAACGACUUUAUUUAUAGUUUUAGUUUUUCCACUUUUUAAACGUGUGAAGCGAAUGUAUAGACAAUCUUGUCACACUCAGAUGCUGCUCGAAGAAUAGCACUGACGUACAGUAGAGUAUUUUCUCCUUUUGGAAAGCAACACUUUGAAGGGGGAAUCAUAGAAAUAUAUUUUCAACUGUUGGAAACCCCCACAGAUGCCCACCCUCCCACUCACCUGUUUGAAGGGUGCAGAUUGUAAACGUGUGUGUGUGUGUGUGUGUGUGUGUGUGUGUGUGUGUGUGUGUGUGUGUGUGUGUGUGUGUGUGUGUGUGUGUGUGUGUGUGUGUGUGUGUGUGUGUGUGUGUGUGUGUGUGUGUGUGUGUGUGUGUGUGUGUGUGUGUGCGCGCGCGCGCCAGACCUCGAGGUGGUGGUUAUGUUUUGGUUGAGUUCUUCCACCACAUAUGACAGGCCUGAGAUCACACAUACACACCCACUCAAACACACCACACUUCAUAUCGGGAGAAAACUUGUGAAUGCCGUGCCGACACAUUUAUUCACGUUUGCAAUUAUGAUUGCCUCAAUUGCUUCACGUUUUGUUUUUAUUGCUCAAAUCAUGCACAUUUGAGCGGGCAUUGUAUAUUCGGUUUCACUUUUUCUUUCUUUCUUCUCGAUUUCAAAUCAAGGGAGUCCAGGCUGGAUGCGAGAUGACAUCCUUAUUUCACCACGUACCGAUCGGUACUGGUUCUCUCACGUUUAGUAUUUAUUCCAUUCAUUGAAUCAAAGAAGUCAUUAGAGACCACACAGCCUCACACGGUCCCUUUAAUCAAUCGGCCCCCUGUUUUUAAGUCUGCUAAUGUAUUCUAUAUUCACGUGAAUCCAAAUUGAUGUUCUCUUUGAAUUGGGUUGUCUCAGGAAUGCAGAGCUCACGCUGUCUGGGAUCGUCGGUAGAGUAGAGGGACAUUAUCGGGGCCACGGUGAACAGCUCUUAGAGACUCGAUGACGGAUCGCACCAUAGAAUGCUGGUGCAACAUGUACCCGCAUGGAAUGGUUGUACAAAAAAAUAAAAUGACUCAAAAGACAUGCACAUUAUACUGAAUAUAUACGGGACUCUCGAAGCCAGCCACAUUACUCUUUAAUAGCUUAUGUGUGUUCUAUAUGAAUGGACUGUCCAAGCCGACAUAUAAUGAGGUCUAUUGUACAAGUUUACUAUGUGUGUGUGUGUGGUGAGUGUGUGCGUUUUUCACAGUAGCUUGUACAUUUCCUGCUAAUAUACGAUCCUAUUCGUGUUCUGGAGUCCGCCAUCCUUCUGUGGAUGCCUGGGAACUCGAGGAAAAGGGACGGAAUGGGCAGAAAUGUUUUUUUUUUUUGGGAGAUGAAUUCUGGUCCAAAACUGAAGAAUUUUGAUAUAUUCCCAAACAAAAUGGUUGACAUAUGACCGAUUUGAGUCAUAUUUAUGGAGGUUUUUUGUUUUGAAGAUUGAGCUUUUGAUUUUAAACAUGAGCUGAAACAUUGCCUUUUGCAUAUUUACUGGUCUGGCCAAUGGUACACAAUGCAAAAUUCCAAACAGGGUUCAUGGGAAGAGUCCCUUCUCCCUAUUUUCCCGCACACAUUCCGACUUUAUUUUCUACGGUAGAUCGCAAAACAAAAGACCAAAUUCGUUUUUUUGCUUUUUUUAAAGUGCUAAGAUUGAACCCGCAAGUGCUAUCUAACUUGAAGCUUCCAGCUGACGACAGUGAGUCCGGCCAUGAGCCUAAGACGAAGGCCACAGCGCCUCUGUAGCCAGAGCAACGUUCAUGGCCUUCUGAUGGCUCUGUGUUUAGCUAAUCUUCUUCCCUCUCUCCUGUCUUUUUAUAGAGGCCACUCUUCUCUCCCUUGAGGGUUAACUUUUAUUUAUUUCGAUUCCAACAGUUUUUGAGUCAUUACUGCAAGCUACUUUGAAUUUGUCUGUACAGGACUGCUAUGAUAUAACUUGUUUAUGUGACUCUUGGAUUAAAAAAAGUGGAAAAAUAA
This is a messenger RNA of Gadus macrocephalus (Pacific cod), 6401 nucleotides long. RefSeq names its product lysophosphatidylcholine acyltransferase 1. The coding region runs from base 339 to 1997 and encodes 552 amino acids. NCBI's taxonomy places the organism in Eukaryota, Metazoa, Chordata, Actinopteri, Gadiformes, Gadidae. Gene Ontology annotation, molecular function: calcium ion binding. The record is from RefSeq and is a predicted model, not a curated record. The transcript has 14 exons.